Penaeus vannamei (Pacific white shrimp) is the source of this 1453-nucleotide messenger RNA. The record is from RefSeq and is a predicted model, not a curated record. NCBI's taxonomy places the organism in Eukaryota, Metazoa, Arthropoda, Malacostraca, Decapoda, Penaeidae.
UAUGCAGUGUUUUUGGUACUGUAAGCAUCCGACGAAAUUGUCAAAUAAGAAAUUUCUAGAUAUUUUUCUUAAGGGAUGCUUGUCUGCUCUAACUGAGAGUUUACUUCUAUACUAGAAUGACAGUAAAUCGUACCAAAAAAGUGAUAAAGUAGAGAGACUUAUACAAAGUCAUAAAAAGAGUUGAAAGGGAAACGGGUAAAGAGAGAAUAUUAUGUCAGGAAGGAUGUGGAAGAAGCUAGUUAUAGGGCAUGGUAUGAACUCCUUCAUCACCUCUCAGAAUAACUCCUUUUGCGAGCACGUCGACCAGGAGACUAUUAGCUGCAGUUGUGGAGAGGAGGAGAAAGAGUUUGCUUGGGUAUGGAGCACACGGGAACAAGGUGGCCAGGCAGGGAGUGUGGUCCUGGGGCCAGACCAGAGGCAGAUAAGCUUCAAUCCAGAGUAUAGUUCUGGAACAGCAGCUGUGCGUGGAUGCGAGGCCCUUCCAAUUGGCCACCAUCACUACUGGGAGUUGAAAAUGACCUCUGCUGUUUAUGGAACAGAUAUUAUGGUUGGUGUGUGCACUGCUAAAUUUGACCUCAAACAUGCAGUUCACCGAUUCUGUUCCCUCCUAGGCCGAGAUCAUGAGUCAUGGGGCUACUCAUACACAGGAGGUGUCCAGCAUGGAGGAAAGUUCAAACCCUAUGGUCCACGUUGGGGCAAAGGUAGCAUCGUGGGGCUUCACCUGGAUUCUUGGCGUGGAACCCUAGAAUUUUACCUAAAUAGAAAACCUCUAGGUGUGGCUUUUGUGGGACUCCAGAACAAGGAAGUGUAUCCCAUUGUGACAUCCACCUCAGCACACUCAGGGAUGAAGUUGGUCUCAAGUUGUACAUUUCCAGUCAGUCUGCAGUGUCUUGCUUCUGAAGUUGUGUGCAAACAGUUAUGUGAAAAGAUGAAGGUGAGAGUAGAGGAUCUGCCAUUGCCCCCUGGCCUCCGCACCUUUAUAAAGAACAAUUACUGGCCUUUUAUGCGUUCUGUUGGUGCGGGGUAUGAAAGGACUAGCUUCAAGGCAGGUGCAUGGUGUGUAUGCAACUCCAAACGUACCCAUGAGGAUGACCCAGUAGAAACUAUAAGAUCCAAGAGAUUAAGAAGGAGACUGUACACACCGCAUAUGCUUGCCAUGGUGUCAGCCAGGUCUCCAUCAAGUUCAUCAGAUAGUUCUUCAGAUGGUAGCUCUUCUCCUAAUUCCCAGCUCUAUUUUCCAGAUCUUAUUAGUUCACAGUCAGGAAGACAAAACUGCCAGCUUAUUGUUGCUGAGCCAAACACAACUACAUCCAUUUCUUCUCAUACUACUUCUUCAACCCCUACGACAUCUGCUGCCUACUACUUUCUUCCCCUCUCCUCUCCCAUUUCUUCUGAGCCUAGUUCUUCCUCCUCAUCUGCUUCACCUUCCCCUCCAGCCUCCCUUCUUCAGUGA